Panicum hallii is the source of this 4224-nucleotide messenger RNA. RefSeq names its product putative disease resistance protein RGA3. Lineage: Eukaryota; Viridiplantae; Streptophyta; Magnoliopsida; Poales; Poaceae. The record is from RefSeq and is a predicted model, not a curated record. Gene Ontology annotation, biological process: defense response to other organism. The transcript is spliced from 7 exons. The coding region runs from base 781 to 3837 and encodes 1018 amino acids. Gene Ontology annotation, molecular function: ADP binding.
GCCCCCUUUCGCUGUUCCUCCCGCUGGCCGGCCGCCAACGUCCUCCCUCUGCCAAGGCGUCGCGACCGCAGUCCACGCUUCCUGCCGCCCGGCGCGGCAGCGCCGAGUGCGGCCGCGCUCGCGCCCGCGCGGCACGGGGCGGCCCUGCUCUGCUGAAGAAGCUAUGCUGGCAGUGUGCAAAUUUCUCGUGGAUCAUUGAUUCAAGAGAUCCUAUUGGGAGCAAAAUAAUAUGCCUUGAGACAUACAAAUCUCCAUAUGCAGCACUCUGAUCAGUGCCUUAUCAGUUGACCUUUUUUUUUCAGUAGUUGCUGUAGGAUCUGCUGGUUCUCGUUUCUCCUAGCGAUAAAGUGAUAGUACUCAUGGGUAAUGAUCUGAUGAACAAACUGCUUGUUCAAGAAGAUUACUAUUGGUUGUUAUGAGACUAUUAUGCUUCUUGGAAGAUGGUUCGAGUUGUGCUUCAGAUUUUUCAUGUCCUGUGAUAUGAUCAGAGGCUUACCAAUGCACCUGUAAACAGGUUUAAUGAGCUCUGUUAUUUGUGAUUCUACAUUGGUGAUUGGCUGAUAACUUCUGCUAUCCACAUUAUAAAGUGGUUUUUAGAAUCCAUUACUUUUUAUCUUCCUAGCUUGGGCGCAGUCUGCUGGAUGUUUGAAGUCUUGAUGGGUUAUCAUCUGAUUAUUCUCUUUCUACAAAUAAAUAACUAACAUUGAAUCUGGUCAUAAGUCAUUCUCUUGUUAACAGCCUGCAACUCCUCUGGUGAAUCUCUCUCAGCAACUUUGUCUAAUGGCAGCCAUACUAGAAUCUUUAGUUGGAUCGUGUGCUAAGAAGUUGCAAGAUGUUAUUUCAGAGGAAGCCAUACUAAUUUUAGGGGUAAAAGAAGAGCUCACAGAACUGCAGAGAAGAAUGGAGCAAAUACGACACUUUCUUAAUGAUGCAGAGCAAAGGAGCACAAAAGAAUCAGCUGUUAAUAAUUGGCUCAAUCAGCUAAGAGAUGCCAUGUAUGACGCCGAUGAUGUUAUUGACUUGGCUAGAUCUAAAGGAAGCAAACUAUUGCCGGAUCAUUCUUUGUCAUUAUCAAGCAAAUCAAGUACAUGCACCGGCCUUUCCCUUUCCUCUUGCUUUUCUAAUAUCCAGACACGUCAUGAGGUUGCUGCUAAGAUUCGAAGCCUGAACAAAAGAAUAGACAAUAUUUCAAAGGAUGAAGUAUUUUCAUCACUGGCAAGUAGACAAUCUACUGAAAAAGUUUCAGCACCGAAACACAUAAGAAGUUCCCACCUUGUUGAACCCAACCUUGUGGGUAAGGAGGUCAUACAUGCUUGCAGAAAACUAGUAGAUUUGCUACUUGAACAUAAGGACAACAGGUCUUACAAGAUUGCCAUUGUUGGUACAGGAGGAGUUGGUAAGACAACACUAGCACAGAUAAUUUACAAUGACCAGAAAAUAAACAGGUGCUUUGACAAACAAGCAUGGGUUUGUGUCUCCAAAGAUUACUCCGAGGUUACUAUUCUGAAGGAGAUUCUUCGAAAAUUUGAAGUACAGUACAUGCAGGAUGAAUCAAUUGAUGAGCUCCAAAGCAGGCUAAAAUUAGCCAUCCAAGAGAAGAGCUUCUUUCUUGUGUUGGAUGAUGCGUGGCAGUCUGACAUAUGGGAAAAUUUACUGAGCACCCCAUUGCAUGCUGCAGCCACGGGGAUAAUUCUGUUGACAUCACGACUUGACACUGUUGCUGUAGAAAUUGGAGUGGACCAUACACACCGAGUUGACUUAAUGUCGGUGGACGUAGGAUGGAAGUUGCUUUGGAAGAGCAUGGGAAUCAACCAAGAAAUAGAAGUGCAAAAUCUGCGAGACUUAGGAAUAGAUAUUGUUCGCAGAUGUGGUUGUCUUCCUCUUGCAAUUAAGGUUGUUGCAAGGCUUUUAGCCAGGAAAGAACAAACUGAGAAUGAAUGGAACAAGUUUUCAAGAAAAGAUGCUUGGUCCAUGAGCAAACUUGAAAUACCAAGUGCUUUAUAUAUAAGCUAUGAAGAGCUACCACUCUGUUUGAAGCCGUGUUUUCUCUAUUGUGCCAUGUUUCCUGAAGAUGCAGUUAUUGAUCGUGAUGAUAUUACCAGGAUGUGGGUGGCUGAAGGCUUCAUUGAUGAGCAAGAUGGCCAACUAUUGGAAGAUACAGCUGAAGAAUACUAUUAUGAGUUGAUAUAUCGGAAUCUCCUCCAACCAAAUUAUUUAUCGGCUGAUCUUAGACGAUGCAGAGUGCAUGACCUAUUAAGGCAGCUUGCUUGUCAUUUAUCUAGAGAAGAAUGUUUUGUUGGUGACCCAGAAUCAAUAAGAGGUAAUGUCAUGAGUAAAUUUAGACGUAUUUCAGCAGUCACUAAGAAGGAUAUAUUGGUGUUACCUAGCAUGGAUAAGGAUCAAUAUAAAGUUAGAACAUGGAUAACUUCUUCUGAAAAGUCACUGAGAGUUGAUAACACAAUAUUUAGAAGACUUCCAUAUAUUCGAGUUUUGGAUCUAACUGGGUCAGUUAUACAAAGUAUUCCAAAUUGUGUUGGAAGAUUGAUCCAUCUACGGUUACUUGGUCUUGAUGGAACGGACAUAUCUUGUCUUCCUGAGUCCAUUCGUUGUCUCAUAAACCUUCAGAUAUUGAACUUGCAGCGGUGCGAUGCUUUGCAUAGUCUCCCAUUAGGUAUAACUCGGUUAUGUAACUUGAGACGCCUUGGUCUUGCUGGAACACCAAUAAACCAGGUUCCAAAAGGGAUUGCUAAAUUGAAGCUCCUGAAUGAUCUUGAUGGAUUUGCGGUUGGUGGUGGCAGUGAUAAUAGUGCUAGAGCACAAGAUGGAUGGAGCCUAGAAGAGCUGGGUCCUCUUUUUGAGCUGAGGAAGCUUGAUUUGAAUAAAUUGGAGAGAGCAUCUCCUUGUAGCACAGAUUCAUUGUUACUAGACAAAAAGUUUCUCAAACAACUCAAUUUAAGUUGUACUGCACGUACAGAUGAACCAUAUAGUGAAAUGGAUAUAAUCAAUAUAGAGAGGACGUUUGAGAAGCUAAUCCCUCCACAGAGCAUUGAAGAUAUAGGUAUUCUAAAUUUUUUUGGUCGGAGGUUUCCCACCUGGCUUGGUACUGCUACACAUUUUCCAUCAUUGAUGUGUUUGAUACUUGUGUAUUGCAAAUCAUGUGUGCAUCUUCCUCCAAUCGGGCAGCUCCCCAACCUGAAAUAUCUGAGAAUCGAGGGAGCCACUGCAGUCACCAAGAUUGGACCCGAAUUUGUUGGCUACGGGGUGGGUAAUCCCGGAUCUGCAGAGGCAGUUGCUUUCCCCAAGCUUGAAACGUUGUACAUCAAGGAUAUGCCCAACUGGGAGGAGUGGACCUUUGUUGUUGAAGAAGAAGAAGAAGCGGCGGCAGCAGCAGCAGGUAAGGAUGGUGCUGCUGCAAACCAAAAGGGGGAAGCCCCACCUCCAAGGAUGCAGCUGCUGCCACGUUUGAAGAAGUUGUUUCUUGUCUGCUGCCCCAAUCUGAGAGCUCUCCCACGGCAGCUUGGACAGCAGGCCACCAGCUUGAAGGAGCUCCAGUUAAGAUAUGUGGAUAGCAUUAAGGUGGUGGAGAACCUCCCGUUCCUCUCUGAGACGCUUUUAAUUGCUAGAUGUAGAGGCCUAGAGAGGGUCUCAAAUAUUCCCCAGGUGAGAGAGCUGCGUGCACAGCUGUCUCCAAACUUGAGGUAUGUAGAGAGGUUGGACAGCUUGCACCAGCUGUUUCUGGAUGAGGACAUGCAAGAUGUCUCCUCACGGUGGCUGCCUGGACUCCAAGAGAAGCACCAGCAGCUGCACGGGGAAGACAUGGAUGUCUACACCUGGUGAUGAUGAGUAUGCGAGGGUGCUACAUCUCUUGAAGACGACGUAAGUGCCUACUCGUGGACCUGGAUGUCUGUCUCGAGCCGUCGAUGGACUAAGGAUGGCUGAUCAAGAACCACAACACGAGCUGAUGUAUGGGAAGGCUCGUUUUUAAUGUUUGUUUAAGUGUUUGGCUAGUGUGCAUGUCUGAAUAAAAUAUGUGCUACUUGAGUUUCUGGAAUAACUCUGUGGUGAGCUUGGACUUUUAGUAGUUUGUGAACAUGUAAUGUGAAGAAACCGCAUCUGCUGUUGCAUGCUUUCUGUCGCAAUUAUCGAUAUACAUGAAAAGUGAGCUCUUGUUUUGUAAUUGCCACUAACAUUUCUGUGAAAUAAAGCUGUCGUUACUUGCUCCCC